Mytilus californianus (California mussel) is the source of this 2151-nucleotide messenger RNA. Its product is annotated as dnaJ homolog subfamily C member 4-like. Bases 161 to 763 code for a protein of 200 amino acids. The record is from RefSeq and is a predicted model, not a curated record. The transcript is spliced from 7 exons. NCBI's taxonomy places the organism in Eukaryota, Metazoa, Mollusca, Bivalvia, Mytilida, Mytilidae.
UUCACUUUCAUUGCGUAUUUAAUGGUAAACACAAGAGGGGCAUAUUACAAUAUUAUUUUAUUGGUGUAUUAAUGAUACUUACAGAAUGUAAUCGACAAUAACAGUAUCUAUUUAAGAUCAUUUCUUGUUGAGGACGAGCUGAGUUGUGAAGUUAACAACAAUGUUUGGACAUGUUAUUGCAAGGAAUAAUGGAAAGAUUUGUCCUUGUUUACUGUACACAGUGAGAUGCAUGUCAAAGACACAUUACCAGCUGCUUGGUGUGGAUCAAAAAGCAUCACAAGAGGAAAUCAAGACAGCUUAUAGAGAAAUGUCUAAGAAGCUGCACCCAGAUUUGAAUCCACAUGAUCCAAAAACACACGACAAAUUUAUACGACUAAAAGAAGCUUAUACAACUAUCAGUACACCUGCUAAGAAAAAGACUUAUGACAAAUAUUUAGCUGGUGUACAGAGGGUUAUAAAGAUGAAAAUAAAAGAGAAUGAUUCUGAGAAAGUAAAUCAUGGUGGAGGUAUGAGGUAUACACAUGGUGCACCUUCUCCAAUGGAUAUACGUCGGUUCCGAUCACCAUCACAGAAAUAUCAACCAAAGAACUAUUCACAAAGUUUUCUUAUGUCAGAAGAUUUUUCUUAUCAACGAUUGCUUGGUCUUAUGCUGUUGUUUGGGUUCAGUCUUAAUUUUGUAAUAGGGGUAUAUAAUAAAACGCAGGAAAUAGAAGUAAAAAGGGGAAAUAAAUCUACCACAAAUGAAAGUAAAGGGAAAAGCUGACAGUGAUUUAAAAUUAGGUAUUUUAAACAUAAUUGUGACUGUGAUUAGAAAAAAAUAUCAGCAGGGAAUUUCUGGUAGAUGAAUCCAGAAGUUUUGAGCGUUAAAGAAAUAACAUGUCUGUAAUUAGAUUUUGUUGUAAAUAAUACAGAUAUUGUGUUGAUAGAAACACAUUUUCUUAGAAGAAUAAAGUGUAAAGCUAUGAAAUUUUGGAAUAUGACAGUUACAUUAAACAAUGGGAAUAAUUAUGUACAUGUAUUAUAGAUUGAUGUGAUGUGUAAAUUAAAAUAAAACAAUGCGAGUGUCAAAUGUCCAAGGUUGGCUACCAUAACUAAAACAGGAACUUCUAAUUUGUUACUUAUAUAUAAUUGUAAAAUUUGAAAGGUAAACUAAUGAAUUGCUCUGUAAUAUUCUGUUGAUAGUAUUGAUACUUUUUUUUGAAGUUCUAUGAACUGAAAACAAAUGGAUACUAUUUCUACAAUGAAGGGAGGGGUUGUGUAAGCUUGUAUAAAAAAUUAAAGGUAAUUAGUUAUCAAAGUGUGUUAAUACACAUGCCAUUCAUACCAUGUAUCUGGACACCUUAUCACCUCAGAGAUCUGUAUGUUUAGACAGGCACAUAAACAUGUGGCCUGAAAAAAAAAAGAUUUAUAAAGCAAAAUUAAUAGUUAGGAUACAAAUUACAAAAUGAAAGCCAAACAUUAAUGGGCCAUGAGCAUGAGCGAACAAGCACUUCUCUUUUAAGUGAAUAUGUCUCACCAUUUCUCCUUAUCAAAUAAAAAGAGUAGUCAGUUCUUUUUAUCAAAUUUCCCUAGAUUCUGAAGUAGUGUAAAAUCUAUUGUCAAUAGUUAUUGUCUCGCCUGCGACAAAAGAUGCAGAAAGCAAGACAUAGGUUUUGCUUUUCAGACGGCAACGAGAGAGGAUGCGUCAACAAUUGUUGAUUUUUCUGCUUAAUUCAGUUUGAUAGGAACUACUUGUGAUAGAUCAAUGAUAUUUUCUAUAAAGUUCCAUUACUAUCAGUACAAAUCAGUUUGACGACUAUUUCGAGGCCCUGCUCCCUAGGUCAUGUUCCAGUGACUUGGAAUUAAUAAGCAAUUUUCAAUAUUAACCUUUCUGUUUAAGCCAGUUUGAUAGGAAGUACUUGUGAUAGAUCAAUGAUAUUGCAUUACUGUCAGUUCAAAUCAGUUUGAUGACUAUUUCAAGGGCCUGCUCACUAGGUCAUGGUCCAGCUACUUUUAGUUGCAGUCCAUCAGAUUGUCUUUUUUCGAAUUUUCUGCAGACAGGCAAGACAUAUCUCUGUGUCAACAAUUUUUUCUUAAUUUGAUCAAUAUAGUCCUCUGUCAUGUGUAAUUUUUUUAACAAUAGCCAUAAUAGGGUGGAAACUAUUCACAAAA